Molecule: messenger RNA, 6292 nt
Organism: Dimorphilus gyrociliatus
Lineage: Eukaryota; Metazoa; Annelida; Polychaeta; Dinophilidae
Source: the annotation of a GenBank genome assembly
GCAAAUUCGAUCUGAACUAUAUUGUGUUUGAUCGUAAAGAAACUUCCGGAUGGAAUUCUCUCCCUAAUUACAUGAUUUAGUGUAAUUUGGUAAAGAAAGUUCUUAUCUUAUUCACAAGACAAUGAGUAAUAAACACCAACCCAGCAAACGCGGCGUUAAAAGCAAAGUGCAUCACCCGGCGACAGAUUUUAUACCGCUAGGCUCCAAAUCUUCGUCCUCAAAGAGUGAUCCACCGCCUCCGAAGGCGUCUUCUAGCUCAAAAUCAGAGUCGAAGAGUUCUAGCGGAAAGAAAUCUAGUUCAUCCAAAAGAGAAGGUAGCUCUUCAUCUGGUAUAUCACACAAAAAACAAAAACUUUCAGCCGAACCACCUGGUAGAGCCUCUCCACAUUCCCAAGCUAGAGAUUUAGAAAAAAUAGCUGAGGACAUUGAUCCUGAGACAUUUUCAACAAAUAUUAACGAUGCUUUAGAAAAAAAUGAUUCAGACAAAAUAGACGGACUAAUUUGUGGUGCUAUCAAAUACCUUAAAAUACACAAAAACAAGGAAACAUUUCCUGAGGAUAUAGUGUUUACUCUAAACACUUUGGCAUCAACUCAAAAACAAAUAUUUGUUAAUUCGAAUAGAAUCAUUGAGUCAUUAUGCACUGUUUUGAGAAAAGAAACUUUAAAAUCUCGUCAUGGAGGCGAAUUAGCUGAUAUGGUUUGUAGCAUUAUUAUGACUUCAUAUUCUAAUGAGGAACCCUGGCCAGAUUUGUUUAUUAAGCUUUGGCUUGAUGAUGCAAUUGGAGACAAGCUUUGGAUUAAUAGAAAUGAAUGCGCUGAAUUUUCAGCUAGUUUAAAAGCUGCUUUUGGUACGAAAAUACCGCCGGGAGUUGUUUUGGAGGAAAGUAAUAGUGGAAAAAUGUCAAGAGUAAAGAGUAUUAAAGUAUCUAGCGCAACCUCUUCUCCCUCAUCAAGUCCAAAGUCAAAUGAAGAAAAGAUGGACACAACUGAAUCGAAUGUAUUUAGCAUACCUGAUUUUGACCCUUUUUCAAGAUAUGAUCAACGUACUGUUAAUAAUAUUGUUGAUGGAUUCAUAAAAGAAGUUCUUACUAAAAGACAUCCGUAUGAAACGGAUGCAAAAUCUCUAAUUCAAGUAAUGUGUUAUGCUUCCGGAGUUCCUGGCGUUAGACUUUCUGCAGCACAAAAGUUAGACUUAUGGUUAAAUAAUCCGAAAUAUCUAAAGGUCGCGCAAGAUUUGAUGCUUUGUAUUUGUUACAAUUGUAAUGAAUUUUCUCAAACUGAUGUUGAUACCAUGAGUGCAUUAGUGAGAAUACGUUUGAAGAGUAAAGCGUUUACAUCGUCAUUCACAACUGCGAUUCAGAUUCUUGUUCAACAACACCCAGAGAACUUGAAUACGAUAAUGACGCAAACAGUUUAUAAUGAAUUCUCACAAAAUCGUAAUCCGAAUAAUAUGUCUCUGUUGGUUGCAAUGUGUCAAGCUGAGUGUAGAAAUGGACCUAGAGCUUUAGGUGUUAUUUUUCAGGACUUCUUUUUCCAUAAAGAUGAUUUUUUGAAAGCUAUAAGACUAUUGUUACGGGAGGUUGUUAGAUGGGCAAAGCAAGAUUUAAAUUUAUCGGAAUUAGUGCGUAGUUUUUUUACUCCUGAGCUACAGGAGAAAUUCAAUAACUCGAACAUAGAAAAAGCAACUAAGAUUAGAUGCAUACAUAGCAUCACUGAUUUAAUAACUCAUUGCUGCCUAUUACUAAUAACUCCUGCAGUACGAGAGGCAGCUGGAUCCUGUUUUAGAGGAGAUUUUAAAGAUUUUAACGUCAUUGCCGAAUUUCAUCAAACAAUAGCUCAAAUUCAAUGUGAUUGUAUGCAAUGGUUUCAUAGUAUACAGAAAGUUUGUAAUUUAAAUGCUGAUCAAUUUAUUGGAUGUUUACGUAAAGCUCUCUUUAUGGAGAAGUUUGAUGUUUAUAGUAAAGUUGACGGCUGGCCUCCUGAACAAGAAAGGAACGUUAUGUUGCGAAUCGUUUCUGAAGUUCCUGUUCUAGAAGAUACAAUAAUGUGGACCCUCCUACUUGGUUUAGGCGCCUCAUACCCUCUAACGCCAUCUGAUGCUCUUGAUUUGGCUGAAAGAAUGAUAAGGAGAUCGGCUCUUUUAUUCGCUGAUCAGAGACACAAAAUUCCUUCUUAUUAUAAAAUUCUUGAAUUUAAGAAAUUGGAUUUGAUCAAAUUACUUAUUGAAUUAUGCGUUUAUAAGCAUCCUGAACGUUAUGCAAUGCCAAAAGACUAUUCACCUCCUCAAUUGGCUGUUACACUAAAUUAUUGGAAAAUAUGGAUAAUUCUUUUAAUAUUGAGCGGUUUCAAUCCUGAAAAUUUCGGGAAGGAGGGCUGGUAUGAUUAUCCACAAUUGAAAUGUUUUAUGGAGAUGGUUAUCACGCGACAAAUUACUUUCCCUCCCCCAACAAUGGCACCUGAUGCUAAUAAAUUACAAGAGAUUUAUGCUCGAGAAAAUCAAAUAAAGAGCAUUGAGCAAGAAACUAUCCUUGAAUAUGAAAAUCAUUUGGCUACUGAAACUAUAACGAAAGACAAUUCUCUUCUUCUGUCGAUGACUAUGUUAUUACAAUCCAAAGGACCUGCGAGAGCACCUCCUCAGGCAGUUUUGGAUGAUAUCUCUCGACUCGUUACCCAGUAUCAUUUAGGCAUGAUGUUGUGUAAAAGCAGAGAUCCAGAUUUUCUGUCAGAAUUAAUUCAAACUCAAGGUACAACACAGUCGCGACCGUGGUUGGCUGAACUUGUUGAAUCUAAUAAUGGAGCCCUGGAUCACCUACCUGUUCAGUGCCUAUGUGAAUUUCUUUUACAUGAUACAUCGAUAGAAGAGGAAACUAGUGAUUGGUUUGAAGAUACUUCGGAAAAGACAUCGAUUAAAGUGAAAUCUGAUAAACAGGCCUUGUUAUUAGACCAAUUGCAGGGACUUUUAUAUAACGGUACUUGUGAGACUGGUCAAAUAGAGAAUAUUUUGCAAUUUUUUUUACAAAGAUUGCUCUCACCGUCUAAAUCUGCCAGAUUACUAGCAACUAAAGGAUUAUCGCAAAUAAUUACAAGGAAAUCAUCUGAUUCCAGCGAUGAAGAAAGUGAAAUGGACAAUGAUGAUAAAAAUCCAAUGUCAAAACUUCUACCAAAUUACAGAUGGCUUUUUGAACAAUUACCUAAGAUUCAAAAAUUUGAAGAAUUGCGACAAGGAAUUUGCGAAGAGCUUGUUCAAGCAAUUCGAUUAGAAUCUAAUAGUACUACGGUUUCGGCCUAUAUUGUAUUCCUCUCUUCUCAGUCUUAUAAAUUGAAUUUUCCAGUUAUUGAAGCAAUUGCAGAUGCUCUCUCCGACAUUCUAAUCAAUCGGGUUUGUAUGGCAAAACAUUUACUUAUUCCUAUAUCUAACUCUGAAAACGAAGUUCAACGAACUACACUAACUAAAGAAUCAAUUAUACAACUCAUGUAUUCGUUAUUACAUGCAUCAUUCGUAACAAACGACGAAGAAAUCGCAUGGAAGGAAUCGGAUGUUAAAAUUCGUUUAGAGUUUAAAAAUGGAUCAGAAGCUAUUCUGAAUAUGGAUUAUGUUCAAGCAAUGAUAAUUUUAUUAUCUUAUGGUAAACCUAAAGGACUAAAUUCUUAUUACGAUGAACUAUCUGAUUAUUUGCUACCUGAUAAAUCAACGGUUGUACGUGCUUUUAAACUAAACACAAUGGAGGUAGCUUUAUUGCUACCUGAUUGGGUGAGAAUACGACUAAUUACAUCAUCUGUUGAAGAAUUAGUUGAUAUUGUUUUAUCUGAUAUAACAAUGCCUCAACUAAUUACUGUCAUUCAAAGUUUCGGUAUGUCAAUUCAAAAUGUUGAAAAGUUAAUGCAUAAACUGGAAUCUAUUUUGGACGAGGAAGGCGAAGAGCUAUUAUCAGAAAACAAGUAUAGAUUAAGAAAUCAAAUACGCGUUGCUUAUCGUAGUGGAAUAAAAGCACCUAAAACCUAUAAAGUAUUAGGUUUCUCCUCUGCUGACAAAAAAAAUUCCGUAUCGCAAAGCAUUGUACCUAUAACUUUGAAAAGAGAUGAAGAAAUGCAAGAAAUCUCUCAUUCAAAUGUUAAUAAGAAAACUCUGAAAAGUCAACUAAAUAAGUCUAUUGUCAAUAGCAAAGCCAACAAUUCAGGUACAUCUUACGAAACCAUUAAGAACGUCAUCAAAUUCUGCAAUAACAAAGAACAAGCCUGCCUUGUCAUAAAUACACUAAUUACAUUAGCUGAACAACAUAAGAGUAAAUUUUUUGAUGGAUUUCAAAAACAAGAUAAAGUGCUAGUAAAUUUAUUAAGAACUUUAGAAGUAUUCGAUAAAGAUGAGACAAAUUUUAAUGAAUUGUCAUCAAUUUUACGAGAAGGACUAAGUGAUUCGAAUAAUUUGGUUGUAAAAUUCAUUAAUGAUCGUUUAGAAAAAAUGAACGAAAGUGAAACAAACGGUUUUGGUCAAAAAUUAAAUGCGAACAUUUUAAACAGUAUUGAGAAUGGAAAUAUAAGUGAAACUGUUUCAAAAAUCUGUGGAAUUCUUAUGAAUAAAGAAUUAAGAGAUUUAUUAGCCCCUUCGACGAAUAAUCUUUUAAUUGAUUGGUUAUUAAUCCUUGAUCCGGAACUAACACAUAUCUCACCAUCCUACGAGCAUAAAUUAAUAUUUGGUCAACAUUUUGCUUCAUUAAACAAGAACUUACAACAUUCAAAUUUAUUAUUGAGUUUAUUGAUACAUAAUUCUUCAUUAGAUACUUUAAGCAACUGCUUAGACUCCUUAUUAUCCGGUGGAUUAGAAUUAUCUAAUCCAACGAGUAUUUUAGAUUUCUUUACAGCACUCUUACAAUUGCCUAAAGUAUGGCAAGGGAAAGAAAAGAGGCAAUCAAUAAACGCACCUAAAGAAGAGAUCUUAACAUUAACCUGUCAUCAAGCAUGCAAACUAAUCAAUUUUAUAAUAGAAGAAGCUAAAUUAACAAGUUCAAAUUCAACAUUAACCUUUGACAUUAAAGAAAAAAUUAGCUCAAGAUUUAAAGUUAUAUGGAAAUGUUGCAAAGCGAACAGUAUUCGUGAUAUACUUAGUCAAUUACACAAAGAAUUUAAAUCAACUAUUAAAACUGACGACAUAAAAGCGUCAGUUGUUAAACAUUUAGUUUUGGAAAUGUAUGUAGAAAUACCAAAUAUUGCCGAGCUGGAUAAAGAAAUUUGCGACUAUGUACUUGAAAAUUUCCCAACUAUCAAUUCGUUGAGCCAAUUAGAUAAGACAACACAUCACAUUCUCAGCGCUUUGGGUGGACAGAAAACUUCGGGUUAUGAUGCAAAUAUUGCAUGUAGAAAAUUAGCAACUCUUCACCCACUUUUACUAUUAAGACAACUACCAUUACUCGAAGCUCAAAUGGCUGGAAAAUCAUUUUUUACUUCUAGACAAUUGAAGCAUAAAAAUUAUCAUAUUUUAUACGCGCAAGUUUUAGGACUUUUAGAACUACUACAGCCAUUUAUUUUUCAUAUGAGCUAUUCAAAGUCAUUAGAUGGAAUUAUUACAGGAUAUUUCGAUUUAUUUGGACAACAUUUAGAGGAGAUGAAAACGCCGUUGUUAACAUUACUCAAGAAAUUUAUAAAAUUUUUGGAUGUUUAUCAUUCUUAUCGUCCGUCUGCAACAAGAAAAGUUUUGAAAAAUUAUGAAGAAUUUCUAGUUAAUUUAUCAAACGAUUAUCCAGAAAUACCAGACACUCAAACGCUCUUAUCCGCCUUAUCUAAACCUUUAGGCAAAGCCGAAAAGGAACGAAACGUACUGCUUCGCAGCGAAUCACCUGUUAGUUUAACUACUGCCCAACAGAAUUUGGUUAAUUCAAUUAAUCAAAACACGGGUACAUUGGAUAUAUUAGAAGCUCUUAAAGACGUUGAUAAUAUCUCUAAAUUAAGUGCAGACAUACUGAUACCUAUUCGAGAUCAAUUGAAAACACUUAUGGUUACCAAAGAAGAAACUAUUCGUAAUCUUACUUUAAGUCUUGCAAUGAAAUUAUUAAGGGAAAAUCCUUCAAUGAGUGAAGAGUUUGUAAACCCUUAUUUGAAUAUGUUGGACCAAAGUUCGUCUAUUGUAGAGUCGGCUGUUAAGCAUUUACCGGAGUUUGCUUUGUUAGCAAAAGAAUAUGCCCCCGAAAUUUUAAAGAAAGCAUUUGUCGUCUCUUUGUCUAAUUCAGAAGUGACUUCAGCUAUAACAGAUGCUCUCAGAGUUCUGAAUCUCGAUACUAUUUGUGCAUCUAAAGAUUAG